Fulvia fulva is the source of this 1383-nucleotide messenger RNA. RefSeq lists its product as uncharacterized. Bases 1 to 1383 code for a protein of 460 amino acids. The record is from RefSeq and is a predicted model, not a curated record. Lineage: Eukaryota; Fungi; Ascomycota; Dothideomycetes; Mycosphaerellales; Mycosphaerellaceae. The transcript is spliced from 2 exons.
AUGCUGGGUCUGAGGAUGGGAGCGGUCCAGUGGGAUGAUCCACCUGAUUUCAAACCUGGUGCAGCAUCGAAGGCGGCGCGUGAAGAGGAAGUGGAGGGAGUUGACUUUGGCCCGGCUAGAGGUGUCGUGCAGUGGGAUGAGCCAGCUGGUCCUGACGAUGGGAAGCCGGCUACUUCAUCGAACUUCUACAAGAAUAUACGGCCGGCAAACAUACAGACGGCGGCUAGAUUGAACUCUCCGUCACAAGAAGAGAUGGCACGUGGUGCGGGACUUGCACAAUGGGAUGAUGCGCCUGACUCUAAGCCGGCAGCGACGCAGAAACGUCAAGGCCAGCCAGGAAGGACAGAAGAGACGGGAUCGGAAGGUUUGGUGGCGAGUAAGAACUCGAGCGAGAGUGAGCAAAGCUGGCAUGAGGUUGAAGAGACGGACUAUGAUGCUGCUCCGAAAGGCUGGAGUCAGGUUGAUGAUGAUGGGCCGCCGCUACAUUUGAUGCUGGAAAGUGGACAAGAGACGUCGACAGCGAGCGCUGGCACCGCGCCUACUGCCCCAGAGACGCCGAUCAAUACCGUCAUGCAAUAUGCCGAGGAAGACUAUGAUGCUGCUCCGAUGAGCUGGAGUCAGGUUGAUGAUGAUGGGCCGCCGCCUGAGUUGGUCUUCAGGUCUACGGAUGCAUCGCAUGAUCUAACGGGCAGCAUAAGCAGAGUCAUGCGGUUCGAUGGACAUAGCUCCACUACUGUUCAAAAAUCGACUAGGUAUGACACGGCUCCUGCCAACUGGAGCCAGGUCGACGAUGAUGGGCCACCGCCUGGAUUGGUCUUUAGGUCUGCAGACGCAGUGCGUGAGCAGACGGAUCGGACGAGCAGGGUUGUGAGAUCCGAUGCGCACGAGACAUCGACUGCUUAUGAUUCCGCUCCUGUCAAUUGGAGUCAGGUUGAUGACAAUGGGCCGCCGCCGGAACUGCUUCUUCGAGUAGCGGAGCAAGAGUCGACACAAAGAGGAAGUGCCACAAACUCGCGUGUCUAUGCCGGUGAAGAACCUCUUGCCGCCAGUAAUGAGGAUACACCGCCGACUCAGCCUAUCGCUCAAUCACCACGAGCGACUACGUCGCCCCGUGAACUCCCUGCGUUGACCGAGGAGCACGAGCGCGGGAAUGUUGAAUCAGAGCCUGACUCCGGGGUAAUACCCGCUCAAGAGGACGAGACUUCAACUCCAUCCACUCCCUCGAAGCCUACGAGAGCCUUGAGACCAACGAGUCAAGGAGAUAACUCAAGUACGGCCAAAUCUUCUGCUGGCAGUCCUAGCAGCAGCAAGAGACCAACUAGAAGCAAGAAGGAGCACAAAGAAGGGUUCUUUCGGAAGUUGAGUACGAGGUUGAAGAAGUGA